This is a messenger RNA of Penicillium diatomitis, 1302 nucleotides long. RefSeq names its product UBX domain protein. Gene Ontology annotation, molecular function: protein binding. NCBI's taxonomy places the organism in Eukaryota, Fungi, Ascomycota, Eurotiomycetes, Eurotiales, Aspergillaceae. Bases 1 to 1302 code for a protein of 433 amino acids. The transcript is spliced from 5 exons. The record is from RefSeq and is a predicted model, not a curated record.
AUGGCCACGUUCUUCGAAGGAUCAUUACAGGAUGGCAUUGCCCAGGCAGUCCAUGACGCCUCUUUGAGCUCGACUUGGGAGAAUGAAUAUUUCGCAGAUGGAGAGGUUGCGCAAGCGCUUCGCGACGGAUCAGUCCUGCUACGCCUGACAGCGGGAAGCCAAGAGGCAGGUUUCCUCAGUUCAUUCUGUCCAGUCGCAGAAUUUCCCGCGGUCAUUGUGAUAAAAAAUGGCAAGCUGGAGGAGUAUCUUUUACCGGGCAUCUCGAAGGAGGCUUUCAGGGACCGAAUCACUGCUGUGCUGAGCGGGCGAAAACUAUCUGAACCCACAACCUCUUUAGCGCAAGAACAACAGCAGCGACAAGCAGCUGCCAACACCCAUUCCUCGGUCGCAACGCCAUCCCCAAUUCCGCCAGCCCCAGCGGCGGUUACUCAGAGCCCGCCACCAAGCAGUGCCAUUUCCUCCCGAGGCUCCCAUCCCCCAGAGUCUCAAUCGGCCAAGACAUCGGGUACACAGCAGGCCAAGCAACCAGAGCCAAAGUCCACAAAACCGAAGCCCCAGUCGGCAAAGCAAGCAAAGCAGGAAAAGCUGCCGAGCCCUACGCGACACACGAGGUCUACGUCCACAACAUCAGCUCAUACGAGAAAGGGCUCAGUUGUCAAGGCCGCAUCCGCAUCGGCUUCAGAGCCCAAGCCCAAUCCCCAACACUCUGCGCCACGCGGGCCUCCAAGUGAAUAUCGGCUCCAAGUCCGCCUAUUUGACGGCCGAUCAAUCCGCUCGAGCUUCACGCCCACCCAGACAAUACGCAACGAUGUCCGCCCCUGGCUAGAUCAGCAGAUGGACGGCGACAAGCGACCCUACAAUCUGAAACACGUUCUUACACCCCUACCAAGCCGCACACUAUCGACCAGCGAAGAGUCGCAAGCCCUCCGAGACCUAGGUCUCGGUUCAACCGCCAAUCUGGUCAUGAUCCCUGUCGCUUCUUACACCGAGGCAUACGCCUCGGCUGCGACCAGUCUGCCUGCACGGGGAAUCUCGGCUGUUUCCAACAUGGUGUAUACGGUUGCCAGUUCGGCUAUGAACUUCGCGGGCUCAUUUAUCGGUUACGGUUCGGGCGCGACAGAAGCCAAUCCACCAGCAUCGUCGGCAAGCCCGGCUGCUGUGGAACAUACCCCACGAUCUCGAACAACGGGGCCGAAUAUCCGCACGUUGCAUGAUCAACGGAAUAGUCGAGAUGAUAGUCAGUUUUACAAUGGCAACCAGUUGAAUUUCGAACCGCGCGCAUCGGAGCGAAAGGAUGAUUAA